Lithohypha guttulata is the source of this 1776-nucleotide messenger RNA. RefSeq lists its product as uncharacterized. Gene Ontology annotation, molecular function: chitin synthase activity. Lineage: Eukaryota; Fungi; Ascomycota; Eurotiomycetes; Chaetothyriales; Trichomeriaceae. The coding region runs from base 1 to 1776 and encodes 591 amino acids. Gene Ontology annotation, cellular component: cell periphery; cell septum. The transcript has a single exon. The record is from RefSeq and is a predicted model, not a curated record.
AUGGCUGUUACGUUGCCACUUCCUAAACAAGCGCGAGGUUUCAUGUGGCCCGAUGUCGAGGUAGCAUUUCAGUGGUUCGCCUUUUUCAUGUUCGCCAUCCUGCUUACUAUUCCUUGGCUCAUUUGUGUAUACCGGAUUGUGGUCUACCCAAUCGGACGAAAGAAGCAGAUAACUUACGAGCUCGACGAAGUCUCUGCACCCAAAGUGGUUGUCGUCAUGCCAGUGUACAAAGAACCACCCGAGUCACUCUUCAAAGCACUGGAUUCAGUUGUCUCCAGCGAUUACCCAGCCGCCUGUAUCCACGUCUUUGUCUCAUUCGAUGGUGACGAGGUUGACGAACUCUACCUACAGCUGCUCAAGCGUCUUGGCAUACCGAUUUGUCUUGAAAAAUAUCCCCAAUCCAUCGACGUGUGUUACAAUAAUGCUAGAGUCACAGUCUCAAGGUUCCCACAUGGAGGCAAGAGACACUGCCAGAAGGCAACCUAUAGGCUCAUCGACAAGAUCUAUCAGCGGUAUCUGCAGAAGAAGGAUGACCUCUUCAUUCUCUUCAUCGACUCUGACUGCAUUCUGGAUGGAGUUUGCAUCCAGAACUUCAUGUAUGAAAUGCAACUCAAACCUGGUAGCAAGCACGACGUAUUAGCUAUGACUGGUGUCAUCACAUCGUGUACGCAGAAGAACUCUUUCAUUACCUUGCUGCAAGACAUGGAGUACAUACAUGGCCAGAUGUACGAGCGUUCUGUCGAGUCAGGCUGCGGUGCAGUUACCUGUCUGCCAGGUGCUCUGACGAUCCUGCGUUUCUCGGCCUUUCGCAAUAUAGCCAAAUACUACUUCUCCGACCGAUCGGAGCAAUGUGACGACCUGUUUGAUUAUGGCAAGACUCAUCUUGGCGAGGACAGAUGGUUGACUCACCUUUUUAUGAUUGGUGCAAAGAAAAGAUACCAGAUCCAGAUGUGCACAAGUGCUUUCUGCAAGACCGAGGCUGUCCAAACAUUCUACUCGCUGCUGAAACAACGGCGACGAUGGUUUCUUGGUUUCAUCACUAACGAGGUGUGCAUGUUGACUGACUCUCGACUGUGGCGGAAAUAUCCAUUGCUCUGUCUCAUCCGGUUCAUGCAGAAUACCAUUCGAACCACAGCAUUGCUCUUCCUAGUCAUGGUCAUCUCCGUAGCCAGCACUGCUACCUACUUUGACGAGCUUCCUUGGCAGUUCAUCGGCGUUUCACUGGGUCUGAACUGGGCCAUGAUGAUCUUCUUCGCCUUCAAGCUUGGACGAUGGAAGCCAGUAUUCUAUCCUCUCAUGUUUGUCAUGAAUCCCUUCAUGAAUUGGAUCUACAUGGUGCACGGUAUCUUCACAGCAGGACAACGAACAUGGGGUGGUCCGCGGUCGGAUGCAGCAGCGGCUGAUGCGAAGACCACACCUCAGCAAGCAAUCGAAAAGGCUGAACGGACAGGAGAUGAUUUGAACAUCAUGCCAGAGACGUUCAGGCCGGCUAUCGAGGCUCAUCGCGCACUGUCACCACCUCACGCACGUGCACAUCGUUUGAUGCGGUCGACUCUACAGCCAUCGUCGCGCGCCGAAGGCAGAUUCACUUCUGCUGACGAGACUUCAAGUGCUGGAGAUUGGAGAAGCAAAGUGCUCAGCGAAACAGAUGUUGAAAAAGGUGCCGGAGAGAAGCUUGACGAUCUGGCAGAGAUGAGCGAUAUGGAGUCGGACAACGUCUCCAUCCACACACCUCGACGUGUUGAAGAACUAUACUAUUCUGCGGCAUCCGACUGA